Messenger RNA from Alternaria ethzedia, 990 nucleotides. RefSeq lists its product as uncharacterized. The coding region runs from base 1 to 990 and encodes 329 amino acids. The record is from RefSeq and is a predicted model, not a curated record. Lineage: Eukaryota; Fungi; Ascomycota; Dothideomycetes; Pleosporales; Pleosporaceae. The transcript is spliced from 3 exons.
AUGGUGAACGUCACCAAUGCCAAUGGCAUCACCGGCGCCAACUUCGACGUGUUCGGCACCAAUCGCGUUCUUCCUCGGGCAAUGACAGCUUUCACAGCCAUCGCGUGGUACAACUCGAUUGAGCUCAUCAUCCUCAUCUUCGUCGUAUUCAGACGCAUUGUGCCGUAUGCGACAGGUGCAUGGAUGAAACAAAACAGGGUUGCGCAUGACCCUCGCCUUUACAAUACGCUCCUUACGCUCGGAUGGAUAUUGAUGGUACCCGGACAAUCCAUGGUUCUGUACUCGCGCUUACACUUGAUAUCGCCGAACCUCCGGCUUCUGCGAUUCAUCUUUUGGGUCAUCAUUGUUUCAGCAGUAUGCCUUUGCGUGCCGACCGUAGUCCUGAAUCUACGAUUGUUCACCAACCACCCCGAGCGAUAUCUCCGCGGCUACAUGGUCAUGGAAAAGAUACAAAUGACUAUGUUCACCAUCCAGGAGAUCUCGAUAUCCUGCAUCUACCUCUGGGAGACUCGCAAGCUGAUGCGUGUAAUCUUCGACGGAAAGGCUAGGAAGUGGAUGUGGCAGCUCGUCGCAAUGAGCAUACUCCUGCUGAUACUGGAUAUUGCGCUACUUACGACGGAAUUUUUGAACCUCUACAUGAUACAGACGACUUUUAAAUCCCUUGUUUACAGCUUCAAGCUUAAAACUGAGUUCGCAGUACUCAGUCAAAUCGUUCGCGUCAUCCAAGAUCGUACGAACUCUAGCCGCUCAGACCUAACGCCCGCGUCGGAUUUGGAGCGCCAACUCAACAUCCGAGAACCAACGUCUAGUCAGGUGUCAGAAGUUGAGAGCUUGCAACACAAUGUGCCAGUUGAAUGGCGCUUGUCGAGAGAGGCCACAUCAUUGGUUUCACCAGUCGCGCUCACCAUGGCGAAGGGACAUGAAGUCAAAAGCGCUAGCUGCAGUGUCGUAUCUAUCGACGCGAUGUAUCCCGGGAUGUUGGGACGAUAG